Entrophospora sp. SA101 is the source of this 327-nucleotide messenger RNA. Lineage: Eukaryota; Fungi; Glomeromycota; Glomeromycetes; Entrophosporales; Entrophosporaceae. The record is from the annotation of a GenBank genome assembly.
AUGAGAAAACGACGUUGGCCACAAAAAAGUGCCGAAUUUUUACUUGGGCUUUUGAGAAAUGCACAAAGCAAUGCAGAGAUUAAACAAUUAGAUAUUGAUAACUUAGUUAUUACUCAUAUUCAAGUAAACCAAGCUCCCAAACAAAGACGAAGAACUUAUAGAGCUCACGGCCGUAUAAAUCCUUAUAUGAGUAAUCCAUGUCAUAUUGAAAUUAUUGUUACAGAAAAAGUUGCUCAAGUAAAACGUGAAGAUGACGGUGCCAAGAAAGUUCAAAGAUUAAAUACUAGACAAAUUGCCAAAAGGAGAAUAAUGGGAACAACAAAAUAA